UUUUCCUCACACAACACUCUAUAUAAAUAAAAAUUGAAAACAAAAUUAGUACUCCACUGUGUCUCUAUCUCUCUUUACAAUUUUUGGCUUUCCACAGAAAUUGCUUGAGAUGAACUCAUGCUGUGGUGUGGGGAUAACCCUAUAAACUCCUUCCUUUCUCACCAAAAAUGGAUUUUGGGGUGCUGAGCCACAAGCAAAAUGCAGGCUCUCUGCCUUCACAUGAAAACGCCCAUGGAUCUGUGAACCAAACAUCUCAGGAUUGCUGGAAAUCGCACAAAUUACUCAAGCCUGAUUUCUCCCCCAAGAUGGCCUCUGACGCUUUCGGGAGAUCCAAUCUCUGGCCUCCGCCGCCCGGCGACGGCCACAAGAUGCUCUCCUUCUCGUCUCCGGCGCCGCCGCCUGAUGCUGCCGCCUCCGCCAGGAGCAUCGCCUUCUCGAUUUGCCAGGAUCAGGCCAAUGCUGGGAAUGGAGGAAGCGGGUUUCGUGGGAGUUUUUCGAGAUUGAAAGGGCCGUUUACUCCUUCACAAUGGAUGGAUCUGGAACACCAGGCUUUGAUCUAUAAACACAUUGUUGCUAAUGUGCCUGUCCCUUCCAACUUGCUCGUCCCUCUCAAGAGAUCCCUCUACUCAUAUGGAUCACCUGCUUCUUACGCCUCCAAUUUUCUAGGGUGGGGUGGAUUCCAUCUAGGCUUCUCUGGCAGCAAUGAUCCUGAGCCGGGAAGGUGUAGGAGAACAGAUGGGAAGAAAUGGCGGUGCUCGAGAGAUGCUGUCCCUGAUCAGAAAUACUGUGAAAGGCACAUUAAUAGGGGCCGCCACCGUUCAAGAAAGCCUGUGGAAGGCCACACUGGCCACGCUGUCUCUGGAUCCGCUGCAUCAAAGGUGGCAUCGGUUGCUUCUUCCUCAUCAGCAUCGGCGAUGUCCACCAGCAAUGUGUCCAACAGCCUCAGUGCGAUGCAACAUCAACUUAAUUCCCUGCAGCCCAAUGCUGCUUCGGCCGACCAUCUUGUUAGCAGAGCUCAAGACGUCCGGGGCCUCUCCUUGCUCCCUCCAACGAUUGGUGCAAAGUCUAAAGAUGCCCCGUACACCCUUCAAAAGCAGCACUUUCCGUUUGAAGAAUCAUCCCACUUGGAGUUUGGGAGUGUCUCCUCCGAUUGCCUUCUCAAUCCUUCAGAAAAGAUAUCCUACAUGAACGGCAGUAACUCGGAUUCUUUCAACACGAAAGAUGCAAACAACAGCCAACAUCCAGUUCACCAUUUUAUCGAUGAUUGGCCAAAGUAUCAUCAGUCGGAUCGUGCCUCUGGUUCGUGGCCGGAAGAACUGAAAUCCGACUGGACCCAACUGUCAAUGUCCAUCCCUAUUGCUCCAGAUUUCUCAUCUUCCACUGGCUCACCCACAAACGAGAAAUCCACUCUCUCGACUUUAAGGCUCUCUCACGAGGUUGACCCUAUCCGUAUGAGCCUGGGAGUGAGUCACGAUCUUGGCCAGCCGGUUGAAAAGGAAUCACCGUGGUCUCCUAUUGUUUGGGGGAACUCGAUGGGAGGACCACUAGGGGAGGUGUUAACAAGCUCAACUAGUGGAGGUGCAGGCGCGAGUUUCUCAUCCGUGAAGCUGGGAUCGUCCCCCACCGGUGUUCUGCAGAAAUCCACCUUGGUUUCCCUCUCAAACAGUAGCUCCGGGGGAAGUCCGACCAAUGCUGGCAACAAGGCUCUUUGCAAUGAAAUGCCCGGCUCCGCCCUCAUCACCUGUGCAACCAUUCAGUCUCUGUAGGCUGAGAAUGGCGUCGUGGAAAGGCAAGACGAGUUUCGAAUAAGAAGGGGCCAAGGCAAAUUAAGGUGGUAAUACAACAAUAUUUUGUUUGCGGAUGUAUGUCUGGCUUAUUGAACGAGUGUUUUGUGUUUUUUUUUUUUUUUUUUUACUAUUUCUCUUCAUGCUUAAUGAACGCUGAACUUAGUGCUGCUUCGUAAUUUGGUUUAUGUAAUAUUUAUGUUUUUUCAUGUAACCUUUGUAUCAUCCAACUUGGUUUGAUGUUGAUGAUAUAUACUACUCUUAUCAUAAUUAUAUAUAUAUGUGCUUCAGUUUUACUA
This is a messenger RNA of Salvia hispanica, 2083 nucleotides long. Its product is annotated as growth-regulating factor 1-like. The record is from RefSeq and is a predicted model, not a curated record. Gene Ontology annotation, biological process: DNA-templated transcription; developmental process; regulation of DNA-templated transcription. Lineage: Eukaryota; Viridiplantae; Streptophyta; Magnoliopsida; Lamiales; Lamiaceae. Gene Ontology annotation, cellular component: nucleus. Gene Ontology annotation, molecular function: ATP binding.